UUCCCUUUUAAUAAUUUUAUAUACUGUUUAACUCUCUUUCUAAAGUACUUUUUAUCUUUUAAUUACUCUACUUAUACACUAUUAGUCUCUAGCCAGUAUUUAGCUUUAGAAGAAAUUUACCUCCUAUUUAGAGCUAUAUUCCCAAACAACUCAACUUGUCAAAGGGGCUUUAUACGGUAA
This is a messenger RNA of Dothidotthia symphoricarpi CBS 119687, 180 nucleotides long. RefSeq lists its product as uncharacterized. The transcript has a single exon. The annotation marks the transcript as partial. The record is from RefSeq and is a predicted model, not a curated record. Lineage: Eukaryota; Fungi; Ascomycota; Dothideomycetes; Pleosporales; Dothidotthiaceae. Gene Ontology annotation, biological process: regulation of cellular respiration.